Messenger RNA from Theileria equi strain WA, 781 nucleotides. RefSeq names its product zinc finger protein, putative. Bases 116 to 604 code for a protein of 162 amino acids. Gene Ontology annotation, molecular function: DNA binding; zinc ion binding. The transcript has 2 exons. Lineage: Eukaryota; Apicomplexa; Aconoidasida; Piroplasmida; Theileriidae. The record is from RefSeq and is a predicted model, not a curated record.
AGAUUAUUUUUAAAGUAAUCGAGGGUUUGGCGAGUUUUGGCUCAGAGGAAAUUUAACGCAAAGAUAUCGCACAGUUUUGGCAAGUCUCACAGCGGAGACGGAACCUUUUGGCAAGAUGGAGUCAGAGCGCAACGAACAGGCUACAGAGCCUAUAAUGUGCAAGAACGGCUGUGGUUUCUGCGGAAACCCUGCCAAUGAAAACUUGUGUUCCAAGUGCUAUCGUGAAUACAUUAAAAGUCAGACAUACAAGUGCGAGAGCCAGGCACCAAACUAUGGCGAAGAAAAGGACGUUUCCUAUGAGAAGGGAGUCGAAUCAAAUGAAAAGGCUGAGAUUAAAGACGUGAUCAACGACACGCUCACUGCAAUGCUGAAGACACCAGAGCCAGAAGCGGCUGCACCACCUGUACAGGACACAUCCAGGUGUUACAUGUGCAGAAAGGCAGUUGGACUCUUGGGCUUUGGAUGCAGGUGUGGAUUCACGUUUUGCAGCCUACAUCGCCAAGCAGCUGCGCAUAACUGUGCCUUUGAUUACAAGGCAUUCAACAAGAUGCAACUCGAAAAACGUAGCGUCAAGGUCGUUGCCGACAAACUCGAAAGGUUGUAAGUGGACGGACCCCUACUUUAUGGUCAUUUGCAACGUUACGACUGGCAAGGCUGGGACAGACUCGGAACGGUGGCAUAGGAUUCAACUGCAACACCAAGAGGAGGCGCAUACCCUCGAUAAUACGCACUGUAUAUACACACUGCCAAAUUCAAUGGCGACUUAACUUUUAUUCCAUCC